AUGCGUUAUUUGGUUCUGUUUUGUGCCUUAACAUUCGUAGCUGCUGCAGCUGACAAAAAACCCGAAAAAUCUUCGCCAAAAUCAUCGGUGAUGACCAAAGAUGAACUCCAAAAACUUCAUGAAAUUGUUAAAAACUCAACGAAAACACCAAAAGGUAUGCGUGAAGCACUUGAGAAAUUUUUUGCUUCACUACCAAAAGAACGACAAAACAUCGUUAAACCGUACGUUCUGAAGGAGAUUGCUGAAUUCAACAAUAAGACUGAUAAAGUGAAGAAAAUUAUUGCAGAAAGUCUUAACAAAGAACAGCUUAAAUCGGUGGAAUUAUUAUUAACCGAUCUACAUAAUAAGGAUGCAAAACCAAAAGAAGUGGUGGAAGCUGUGUAUGAAAAAUUGAUAGAAAUUUUAGGCAACAAGAAAGCUAAAGAAAUGAUGGAAAAAAUUGCUGCAAUAUUUAAGAUUCCACAUGAUUGA
Messenger RNA from Enterobius vermicularis (human pinworm), 471 nucleotides. The record is from the annotation of a GenBank genome assembly. NCBI's taxonomy places the organism in Eukaryota, Metazoa, Nematoda, Chromadorea, Rhabditida, Oxyuridae.